UCUCCCCUUUCAUUUGUCUUUAUUGCAUAUGAUUAUUGUGUAUGUGUGAGUGUGAGUUUUCAUUUGUAUCAAAUCAUUUUCCUUCUACUUGCAUAGGCUCUUCCGUCUUCAACUCUUUUAAACUAACCAUUUUUGAAUGUGCAUACGGUUUUGUUUUUUGUUUUGGAUGUGCAUGAUCACCCGUUUUUUAGGGGGGUGUAAAUGUAAUUAACUACUAAUGAGGAACAUAGUGUAGUAGUAACCAACCUUCUAACGUUUUUCAAUCCUCAAUUUGGUUUUCUGGUUUGCAUAGCAUCACUACUUGUGUUCAUGUUGAUGGUAAUCCUUGUCGGUGGUGAAACAAGGGAGUGGAACUUGGAAGUGUUAGAGUUGCAAAUGGAAGAAUUGGUUAGUUUUAUGUGACAUGAAUUUGAUUGCAGUUGCAGCAGAGUCAAAUGCUUGGGAAUGUCUCUCAUUUUAACUAGCUCUUCAUGUUGCUGAUUGAGAGAAGCUAACACCUGUGGAAAAUCAGUAUGGCUUCUGAUUGUUCAAGAUUUGUAAGAUUUCAAGAUGAUGUUGAAUUAGCAAAAUUGCCAACAACAAUUGGUGGCAAUAGAAUCAAGCUUAAUGGAACACAAGUAGCUGAGACUAGUGGCAAAAAGGCUCACUCCACUAGGAAGACAGGGAAGUUCUUGAAGGCUAGAGUGUUGUCAAGAGUAUUCUCAGAGGAUUAUGAGAGAGUUAGAAAAAGAACAUUACUGGAUCCCCGGGGACAAACCAUUCACCGAUGGAACAAGAUUUUCUUGGUAGCAUGUUUAGUUUCUUUGUUUGUGGACCCUCUAUUCUUUUAUUUGCCACUAGUUCGAGAUGAGGUGUGCAUUGAUAUUGGAACAGCACUUGAAGUUUUCCUCACAAUGAUAAGAUCAGUGGCAGAUGUGUUUUACAUGAUUCAGAUUCUCAUGAAGUUUCGAACGGCUUAUGUAGCUCCUUCUUCUAGGGUAUUUGGGAGGGGAGAACUUGUUAUAGACUCUUCUAAGAUAGCUACUAGAUACCUGAGCAAGGGUUUUUGGUUAGACUUCAUUGCUGCAUUGCCUCUUCCUCAGGUUUUAAUUUGGAUUGUGAUUCCCAAUCUUGGGGGUUCAACCAUGGCAAACACAAAGAAUGUGCUUCGCUUUAUCAUUAUUUUCCAAUAUUUGCCAAGGCUGUUUCUGAUUUUUCCACUUUCAUCCCAAAUUAUAAAAGCUACAGGGGUUGUGACAGAAACAGCAUGGGCAGGAGCUGCUUACAACUUGGUCCUAUACAUGUUGGCUAGUCAUUUUUUAGGAGCUAGCUGGUACCUUCUAUCAAUUGAGCGACAAGAAGCAUGCUGGAGGAGUAUAUGCGAUAUGGAGUGGUCAUAUUGUGAAUAUGGAUUUUUUGAUUGUAAAAGGGUUGAAGAUCCCCUCAGGGCCUCCUGGUUUAUGGCUAGUAAUGUCACAAUUUUAUGCUCACCGAAGUCUAACUUCUAUCAGUUUGGUAUAUACGGUGAUGCAGUGACAUCCCAAGUUACAACCUCGCCAUUCUUCGAUAAGUACUUCUUUUGUCUGUGGUGGGGUCUUAGGAAUCUGAGUUCUUUGGGACAAGGUCUUCUUACUAGAACUUUUAUUGGAGAAAUAAUGUUCGCCAUUGUUGUUGCCACCUUUGGAUUGGUUCUUUUUGCUUUGCUGAUUGGUAAUAUGCAGGAUAAAGAAAAAAAAAGUGAAGUAAUAAAAGUGAAAUUGUGGCAGACAUACCUCCAAUCAACAACUGUCCGUUUAGAAGAGUGGAGGGUGAAGAGAACUGAUACAGAACAAUGGAUGCAUCACAGACAACUUCCUGCAGAACUAAGACAAUCUGUGCGUAAAUACAACCAAUAUAAAUGGCUAGCCACCCGAGGGGUAGAUGAAGAAGCUCUCCUCAAAGGACUUCCAGCGGAUCUUCGAAGAGACAUCAAGCGUCACCUUUGUCUUGAACUAGUUCGACGAGUUCCACUGUUGGAUCAAAUGGAGGAGAGGAUGGUGGACGCAAUAUGCGAGAGGCUGAAGCCGGCACUGUGCACGGAGAGCACGUAUCUGGUUCGGGAGGGUGACCCGGUGAACGAGAUGCUGUUCAUAAUCAGAGGGCACCUGGAUUCCUACACCACGAACGGAGGGCGCAGCGGUUUCUUCAACUCGUGCCGCAUCGGGCCGGGGGACUUCUGCGGCGAGGAGCUGCUGACGUGGGCCCUGGGGCCGCGGCCCAGCUUCACGCUGCCGUCGUCGACGCGAAGCGUGAAGGCGAUAUCGGAGGUGGAGGCGUUCGCCCUGACGGCGGAGGACCUUCGGUUCGUGGCGUCUCAGUUCCGUCGGCUGCACAGCAAGCAGGUUCGGCACAAGUUCAGGUUUUACUCCCACCAGUGGAGGACUUGGGCUGCGUGCUUCGUGCAGGCUGCGUGGAGACGCUACAAGAAGAGGAAGCAAGCCAAGGCUGUGCCAUUGCCAUAUGUCAGGAAGGAUUCUGGUCUUGUUGUUAACUCCUUGCCCAAGCCCCAAGAACCUGAUUUUUCUCUUGAUCACUGAUUCUCAUUCAUGCAUCGCUUUCUACUCUUAUUCUUUUAUUGUUUUUUCUGGAAGCUAUUCUUCGUUUUUGAAGUUUCCUGAUUUUAAAUAAGUCUUCCGUGGAACACACUAGUGAAAAUGGAGCACGGUGGAGAAUAGUAAAGUACUUCACAAUAGCUAGUAUUGUAUUGUAUAUGGAGAAUAAUAAUUCAUAUAUCAGUUGUGAAUUGUGAUACAUAGAAAUAGGUUAGCAAUAA
This is a messenger RNA of Cajanus cajan (pigeon pea), 2791 nucleotides long. Its product is annotated as protein CNGC15b. The record is from RefSeq and is a predicted model, not a curated record. Gene Ontology annotation, biological process: transmembrane transport; potassium ion transport. NCBI's taxonomy places the organism in Eukaryota, Viridiplantae, Streptophyta, Magnoliopsida, Fabales, Fabaceae. Gene Ontology annotation, cellular component: membrane. Gene Ontology annotation, molecular function: voltage-gated potassium channel activity.